AUGCACAUCAUUGAAGCAGUAAGUCCUCCUGUGUCAUGUAAACCUGGGAGAUUAUCUUCGAAGAGAUUAAAAAUUGUUAAAGGUCUUCUUUUACUGUCUGAGGAUAAAUGUGAUUACAUGAUAAUUAUUGUUAGCUUCACCAAAUGGCCAGAAAUUAUUUCUACUGGUGAUAUGUCUGCUCAGACUACCGGCCGACGGCUGAAUGGACAUGAUCUACUCGAUUUCUAUCCAUCUCAUGAACAUGUCAACAGUCAUCUGCGUGUUACUGCAGCAACAUUGUGGAUUCAACUUCGAUAUUCACCACACCUUCCUAGAGAGAACAGGACUCAGCUUCAAAAUCAGUCUGUGACGUUAUACGUUUUUCGAGUUGGUAAUAGUACUGAUCAGAUGCAUCAUCUAACUUCAUACAGGCAUUAUAAUAUCACUCCAGGAUGGCGUCGUUUGGAAGUAGGUGAUGCUGUCAAGCAGUGGUUUUCCGCUGGUGCUAAUCGGGAUAAAUUAACUCUACUUGUCGACUGCACUGGUUGUGACUCCAAACUUGAAAUUAUUUUAUUCCCUGAUUCCAACGACAUUACAGCAAAUGGUAAAGCUCGGAAAAUACGUCAUGGUGGGCAUGAGCAACAAUUGCGAAGUUUACGACCCUUUCUAGCGAUUGCAACAGAAACUACCGAACAAAGAAGGCGACCAAAGCGUCAUUCAAGGACUUGUAAAGGUCAUUGUUGCCGUCAGAAUCUCUAUGUGAGUUUUGAAGAUUUAGGAUGGAGUGACUGGAUUAUAGCACCCAAAGGGUACUACGCUAAUUUUUGCAUGGGAAAUUGUAAGGGACCAAGAUCAUAUGACUCUUUUCCUACAUUCCACACUCAUGUUAUUGAGGAAUAUCGAAGUCGAAAUCCGUAUGCUUCCAUCCACCCAUGCUGUGCUCCUACAAGAUUAUCUCCUAUGUCACUUAUAUAUUUUGAUCCUGAUUUAAAUAUAAUAAAGACUGACUUACCAAAAAUGAUAGUAGAAGACUGCGGCUGCACUUAAAUUCUUCUUCUCAUGCAUCUUUCCUUUGAUGAAGGUGGUUGGAGUACUUCCUGAAGCGGGUCUUCGGAUGACGCCUGUUCUAAAUCUUAGUCACUGCCAAUGGUGCGAACGAUCCAACGUUCUGCUCAUCUCUUCAAGCAUUCCUUACAUCGUUGGUGAUAACUCUAAACGGGAAAACUUUCUCAAAGAAGCAGAAACUAACGUGAUGAAAAUGAGCUUUUUUAAUAGCCUUGAAUACCUUGUUUUGUGUUUUUUAACGAUGUGCUGAAUGCAUUUGUAUAUAAUAAGUUCACACUAGAGCAGUGAACUUCGAGAGAUUCAAUGCUAUCAUACAAUUUUACGCAUUUCAGUUGCUUUACAGGAAGUUUAUGUUUGGCAUGCAUAUAAUUUGGUAGCAUUCAAUUUUUAUUACCAAAGUGUAUGCCAAAAAAAUGAACAUCCUGCCUCUAAAUCGCGCAUUUCUUCAGUGUCUUUAAAAAAGGAUUUCUAUGCUACUAUUUUGACUCUGAUCAGAUAGCUUUAUCCUCAUUAAAAUAUUUCACAUUGUAAAAAGCAA
Molecule: messenger RNA, 1582 nt
Organism: Stegodyphus dumicola
Lineage: Eukaryota; Metazoa; Arthropoda; Arachnida; Araneae; Eresidae
Product: inhibin beta B chain-like
Cellular component (GO): extracellular region
Molecular function (GO): growth factor activity; cytokine activity
Source: RefSeq, a predicted model, not a curated record